This is a messenger RNA of Talaromyces proteolyticus, 1739 nucleotides long. RefSeq lists its product as uncharacterized. Lineage: Eukaryota; Fungi; Ascomycota; Eurotiomycetes; Eurotiales; Trichocomaceae. The coding region runs from base 242 to 1363 and encodes 373 amino acids. The transcript has 2 exons. The record is from RefSeq and is a predicted model, not a curated record.
UGGCUUGGCCGAGGCGAGCUUACGUAGUCCCCUCCUGCUGGCGGUCGCAGCAGGCUGUGGCAUUCCAUCCCGCCCCCUUCCACUAUUGUGUUAUAACUCAAACCUCCUCCAUCAUCAACCUGCGAUCAAGCCAUACUGCAUAUUACUCUCAUCGCCUUCUAUCGCGAGAAAGUCUCCGCUGCUUACUCCCGUCUUUCCCUCCUGUUCUUUGUCGUUGUUUCCAACUCAGUGACUACCCGCCAUGUAUCUCCGGUCGCUGUUGACCGCCAGCGCUCUGUCGCUAAACGCCGCCGCCUUUCUGGUUGUCCCAGAAGCCCUCCCUCCCCUCGAAGACGCCUCUCUUCCUCAUAUCGCCCAUACGAUCGGUGCCCCGAGUGACCAUCUCGAACAAUUUCAACUUGCCUGCGACGCAUGCCCGUUCCCAGAAAAUGAAUCCGAUGGUGUCGUGAGCUGGUCCACAGACACCCGAUCUUCCUUGGAAUUAAACUUCUACACUAAUGAUGGCCAACUCUACGUCAACGAUGCUCGCGUCUUCCCCGUUCCUCCCACCACAGUCGAUGUCAAGGCAGUCCAACGAAGGGAGUCCGAUGGCAAGGAAACCGAUCCAUUGAAACUCGGCUUUGCUCUCGUGGCUCUUCCCGUGGCUCCGCCAGAGGACGGCCUGGAACUCAUGCAGAUCCGAUUCUCACCACUCGACAUUGAAGGACACCCAGCGCCGCUUGAUACCAUCAGCCUUGCCAUGAUUAAGACGGCAUCAGGCGAUCUUUUCAUCGCCCGCACUGACAUCGAACCCCCUGCCGGUGAAGAUGACCACGAGUCUUGGGAACAGUGCAACGGCGAUAUUCGGUGUUUGAGACGUCUGGUUCUCCUUCGCAUUCACGCCUUGUUCCAGUCUGCCAAAGCUCACAUGAUGAACUUGAAGUCGAAAAUUCUUCACGCUAACAAAGGCUGCCAUGGAAAGCCUCGCAUCGCCCAUCUAAAGCAUGGCCACCACGGAGAAGCAGACGCUGGUGAGCUCAGACACCCCGGCCACCGCUGGGGCGCCAACGGCCACCAACACCCACACCACCGCCACGGCUGGCGACGCACCGUUUCUCGCAUCGUCCGUUUCAUCGUCAUCCCUGCCGUUCUUGGUGUUCUCGCUGGUCUCACAGCCAGCGCUAUUGGAAUGCUUGUUGGCCAGCUUAUCGUUUUCGUGUGGAUGCGUUACCGUCGCAGCACCACCAGCCGAUCUACCUCGACCCUAGAACAGGGAACCACAUCCGAAAAAUAUGGUCUCAUGGUUGAAGAUGCCCCGGAAGAGGAUCUGCCCCCUUAUCGUGAUGAGGACCAACCUCAGCUCCCUCCCACAGAUGCCAAGUAAAUCCCCCUUUGGUCAUCUUCCAGUCACACUAGGUGGCUAUGAACUCUCAUUAUACUUUAUUGUGUAGUCAACUAUACUGAGCAUGGAUUAUACGUUUUGGGUUUUGUUUUUGGAGCACUCACGGUCGGCGAAGAAUUUCUAGUCAUUCUCUCUUUUCAUUUGGCUUUCUCUUGUGCUUUUCUAUAUGAUAUCAUUCCCGCAGUUUGGUGGUUGUAUUGAGACUGAUGUAACUGGCUGGGCUUAUAUCUGCUAUUCAUACUUACAAGAAUGCAGCCAUCAUCAUGAGUCUUCUUCUACGUUGCAGAUGUAGAUUAAAAUAGUAUCAUAUGCCACCCCACCAACCUGAUAUUUAGAUAAUGACAUAUGUUCGAUCGAC